CGAUGAGUAUUCAUAUUUAAAUAACACUUCAAAUCCAACUUAUUAGGUAUUCCAUCUCCCUUUCAAGAAGUUCAAUUAGCGGUUUGUGAUGGAAAGCGCACCCUGAACUCAUGCUCUCAUGUCACGAAUUAACUAACAACAGGCCGCAUGCCAGAAGGCCAUAUGCGGGGCGCAACGAACGCCCGAGCCAAUUACUGUACUUAAGGAAGCAAGGCAGACCAGUCAGGAUGAAGCUAGAGUGCUAUAACGCCAAGACAGACGAGCACAUUGCAGCAUGCAAGGUGCUCGGAGCGAUCGAAGGCAUAGCACUGCGAGCACUCGAAGAAUCGCAUCAGUAUAUAGUCACUCGUUCUGGAGGACUCUGGGAGUUCUCCAAUAAGCAACUCAAGUGCAAGAUUGUCAGUACCCUUGGACAUUGCUUGUUGUGAACCCUUUGGCUUCACCGAACCUCACCCCGUUGUCAAGUAUAACCUUCAGGAGUCCCUUUCAGAAGUUGGGGCUUUGAGAUUCGU
Parathielavia appendiculata is the source of this 512-nucleotide messenger RNA. RefSeq lists its product as uncharacterized. Bases 111 to 428 code for a protein of 105 amino acids. The record is from RefSeq and is a predicted model, not a curated record. The transcript has a single exon. NCBI's taxonomy places the organism in Eukaryota, Fungi, Ascomycota, Sordariomycetes, Sordariales, Chaetomiaceae.